AUGGAGUCAGACGAGGAUAGGCACCUGAUUGCCAUGCGGCAUGCCUUGUCACUCGCAGAAAAGUCACCACCAAAACCAUCCAACUUUCGAGUGGGAGCCAUCAUCGUUGACAUCGCUACAAAUGAUAUUGUCGCAGAGGGAUAUACACUAGAAUGCCCUGGGAAUACACACGCAGAGCAAUGCUGCUUCACCAAGCUUGCCGAGAAACACAAGACGUCGGAGGCCAACCUGGCGUCUGCUAUCACUCAGCCCCAUGCACUCUACACCACCAUGGAGCCGUGCUUCAAACGCCUCAGCGGCAAUCUACCUUGCGUAGAACGCAUUUUGCAGCAAAGUUCUUGGAUUACGGAAGUAUAUGUGGGAGUCCUCGAACCAGAGACCUUUGUUGGGCCCAAUCCCGGACGGAAGAUGCUGGAAGACCACAAUGUCAAAGUCACAUUAGUACCCGGGCUUCAAGACAGAAUAUUACAAGUCGCAACUGCCGGACACAACCCUUCUCGAAAAAGCGGAACGGAAAUACGGAUCUAA
This is a messenger RNA of [Torrubiella] hemipterigena, 528 nucleotides long. The record is from the annotation of a GenBank genome assembly. Lineage: Eukaryota; Fungi; Ascomycota; Sordariomycetes; Hypocreales; Clavicipitaceae.